Molecule: messenger RNA, 1674 nt
Organism: Aspergillus steynii IBT 23096
Lineage: Eukaryota; Fungi; Ascomycota; Eurotiomycetes; Eurotiales; Aspergillaceae
Product: serine/threonine-protein phosphatase 2B catalytic subunit
Exons: 5
Coding region: 1-1674 (557 amino acids)
Biological process (GO): calcineurin-mediated signaling; fungal-type cell wall organization
Cellular component (GO): calcineurin complex; cytoplasm
Molecular function (GO): calmodulin-dependent protein phosphatase activity; calmodulin binding
Source: RefSeq, a predicted model, not a curated record
AUGGAUCGGACAAUCGCGCGUGCGGUGACGGAUAAGAAGCCGGUCCCGGAGAUCGACUUCUCGUUACAUACCAUGGAAGAUGGCACCCAGGUGUCCACCAUGGAGCGAGUAGUGAAGGAGGUGCAAGCGCCGGCGUUGACCACCCCGACGGACGAGCAGUUCUGGUCCCCCGAAGACCCCUCCAAGCCGAAUCUCCAAUUUCUGAAACAGCAUUUCUAUCGAGAAGGUCGUCUCACGGAGGACCAGGCGCUAUGGAUCAUACAGGCGGGAUCGCAGAUCCUGAGAUCGGAACCCAAUCUGCUGGAGAUGGAUGCGCCCAUCACCGUGUGUGGCGAUGUCCACGGCCAAUACUAUGAUCUGAUGAAGCUUUUCGAAGUCGGCGGUGACCCGUCCGAGACACGGUAUCUGUUCCUGGGUGAUUAUGUGGAUCGAGGUUAUUUCAGUAUCGAGUGUGUACUUUACCUUUGGGCUUUGAAGAUCUGGUACCCCAACACUUUGUGGCUGCUGCGGGGCAACCACGAGUGCAGGCAUUUGACCGACUACUUCACCUUCAAGCUGGAGUGUAAGCACAAGUACAGCGACCGUAUCUACGAAGCCUGCAUCGAUUCGUUCUGCUCGUUGCCGCUGGCUGCGGUGAUGAACAAGCAAUUCCUCUGUAUCCACGGAGGAUUGAGUCCCGAGCUACACACCCUAGAGGAUAUCAAGGCGAUCGACCGCUUCAGGGAGCCCCCGACUCAUGGGCUGAUGUGCGAUAUUCUUUGGGCCGACCCUCUCGAGGAAUUCGGACAGGAGAAAACCGGUGACUACUUCGUCCACAACAGCGUUCGCGGAUGCUCCUAUUUCUUCUCCUACCCCGCCGCCUGCGCUUUCCUGGAAAAGAACAACCUGCUUUCCAUCAUCCGAGCUCACGAAGCGCAAGACGCUGGAUACCGCAUGUACCGAAAGACCAGAACGACCGGGUUCCCUAGUGUCAUGACUAUCUUCAGUGCUCCGAACUACCUGGAUGUUUACAACAACAAAGCCGCCGUCCUGAAAUACGAGAACAACGUGAUGAACAUUCGUCAAUUCAACUGCACUCCUCACCCGUACUGGCUGCCGAACUUCAUGGACGUGUUCACCUGGUCGCUUCCCUUCGUCGGAGAGAAGAUCACCGACAUGCUCAUGGCCAUCCUGAACACCUGCUCCAAGGAGGAACUCGAGGACGACACUCCUACCUCUGCCACCGGCCCCUCCUCCCCUCCCCUUCCCAUGGACACGGAGAGCAGCGAGUUCAAGCGCCGGGCCAUCAAGAACAAGAUCCUUGCCAUCGGUCGUAUAUCUCGUGUCUUCCAGGUGUUGCGAGAAGAAUCGGAGCGAGUCACGGAACUCAAGACCGCUGCUGGAGGUCGUCUUCCGGCGGGUACUUUGAUGCUCGGAGCCGAGGGUAUCAAACAAGCCAUCACCAAUUUCGAGGACGCCCGUAAGGUCGACUUGCAGAACGAACGCUUGCCCCCGAGCUCCGAGGAGGUGUACAGGCGGAGUGAGGCGGAGAGGAACGCUGCGCUCGAGCGUGCUCAGCGCGAGGCCGACAACGACGCUGGAUUGGCCACCGUGGCUAGGCGUAUUAGCAUGUCGGCUGGCUCCGGUAGAAGCCGUCGGCAACGUGAUGCUGCCAAGGAGGAGCGAGAAGCAUAA